GCGGAGAGGCGUCCCAGCAUCCUCGCUGACUGUGGAGGAGAUGUCGGCCAUCUUGGACUGUACCGGGGCUCACGGAUUGAUGCGGUGACACGCGGCAUGUUUGGUGCUAACAGGAAGAAGUUCAUGGAGGGCGGGGUGGAGAGCGACUAUGCCGAUGACACGAGCCUCUACUACAGCCAGCAGUCCAUGUUCCCCCCUCACCGACCCGACAAAGACAUGUUAUCGUCGUCUACGGCCUCCUCUACGGGUCAGCUGUCCCAGCUGGGAGCCAGUUUGUAUGGCCCUCAGAGUGCACUGGGUUUCCCCAUGAGGGCACUGAACAGCAGCACAGCUCCUCAGUUAUCUCGCAGCGGAUUGAACCAAUCAGGAGGUCCGAUGUCGUCACACAGUAACACGCCUCCAUCGCCCAGCAGGGGGAUCCUUCCCAUGCGGAGCAGCGUGCUGAACCACAGUCAGCAGGUCGGGGGUCCGACGGGGCAGUCGGGGGGAAUCGGGGCAGGAGGAGGUGGCGGAGAGAGGGGAGGCGGCGGAGGAGUCGGGGGAAUCGGAGGAGGAAGGAGCGGCAGUUUGGGGAGUCCCAGCCGGUCGUCACCGAGCAUCAUCGGGAUGCCGAAGCAGCAGCAGGCGAGGCAGCCGUUCACCAUCAACAGUAUGUCAGGGUUCGGUGUGAACAGGAAUCCUGGCUUCAACAUGAACAAUUCGCUCUCCAACAACAUCUUCAAUGGCACAGACGGCAGUGAGAAUGUGACAGGUUUGGACCUGUCAGAUUUCCCUGCAUUAGCUGACCGGAGUCGGAGGGACGGAGGUUCGAAUCCCACGCCGCUGCUCAACCCGCUGGCCGGUCGGGCACCCUAUGUUGGCAUGGUAACCAAGCCGUCCAGUGAGCAGUCUCAGGACUUCUCCAUCCAUAACGAGGACUUCCCUGCUCUGCCGGGGCCCAACUACCAAACUAAAGACCCCACCAGCACCAUCGACGACAGCAAAACGAGUGUUACCUCCUCAGGAAAGUCCAGCUCCAGCGCCGACGGUCCAAAGUUCCCUGGUGAUAAGAGCUCCGCCCCCAACAACAACAACCAGCAGAAGAAAGGGAUCCAGGUGCUUCCUGACGGGAGGGUCACCAACAUCCCCGUCGGCAUGGUAACGGACCAGUUCGGGAUGAUCGGCCUGCUGACGUUCAUCAGAGCGGCUGAGACGGAUCCAGGCAUGGUGCACCUGGCUCUGGGCUCGGACCUCACCACGCUAGGCCUGAACCUCAACUCCCCCGAGAAUCUGUAUCCUAAGUUUGCUUCUCCGUGGGCUUCAGCUCCCUGCAGACCACAGGACAUCGACUUCCACGUGCCCUCAGAGUAUCUAACCAACAUCCACAUCAGGGACAAGCUGGCAGCCAUCAAGCUGUCUCGGUACGGAGAAGACCUGCUCUUUUACCUGUACUACAUGAACGGAGGAGACCUGCUGCAGCUGCUGGCUGCCGUGGAGCUGUUCAACAGGGACUGGAGGUACCACAAAGAGGAGAGGGUGUGGAUCACCAGAGCUCCGGGGAUGGAGCCCACACUGAAGACCAACGCCUACGAGAGAGGGACCUACUACUUCUUCGACUGCCUCAACUGGAGAAAGGUGGCCAAGGAGUUUCAUCUGGAAUAUGACAAACUAGAAGAGAGACCUCAUGUUCCCUCCACCUUCAACUACAAUCCCGCCCAGCAGGCCUUCUGAUUGGCUCCGCCUCCCCCCGCCUGCCUGCCAUUGGCCCUCCCGGCUCAUCAAUCAUCAGCGCCCUGUAGGUUGUCCCACCCACACUGAAUCUGGCCUAUCAGGACUCAGGACGGAGAUCCCCGCUCGCUCCCGUCCAAUAGACUCUCAUCAUUUUACUUUUCCUUACCUCAUCUUUUUCCUUGUUUUUUAAAAAUUUUUAUUUCACACUUCCUGGCUUGGUUGAUCUGUUUUCAAACACACACACACACACACACACACACACACACACACACACACACACACACACACACACACACACACAGAGGCAGCAGCGUGUUCAAUUAUCUGAGCAAGUCUGUCUUGUUUUCUGUUGAGUCUUAAAAUCUACAAGUGUCACCACAGCAGUAAAUCACUAUCACUGAGACACACACACACACACACACACACACACACACACACACACACACACACACACACACACACACACGGGCCAGCUGACAGUGAUGUACAUUGUAGCACUGUUUUAUAAUAAAAUAAAGAAAAA
Salarias fasciatus (jewelled blenny) is the source of this 2233-nucleotide messenger RNA. Its product is annotated as CCR4-NOT transcription complex subunit 2-like. The record is from RefSeq and is a predicted model, not a curated record. The transcript has 15 exons. NCBI's taxonomy places the organism in Eukaryota, Metazoa, Chordata, Actinopteri, Blenniiformes, Blenniidae. Gene Ontology annotation, cellular component: CCR4-NOT core complex. The coding region runs from base 97 to 1710 and encodes 537 amino acids. Gene Ontology annotation, biological process: regulation of DNA-templated transcription.